GGGCGGCGCGGCGGGAGCUGCGAGCCGCGACAAGAUGGCGGAGGAGGAGCCGAGGCGGAGGAUCCCUCUGGUGCCGGAGAACCUGCUGAAGAAGCGGAAGGCCUACCAGGCGCUGAAGGCCACGCAGGCCAAGCAGGCGCUCCUCAGCAAGCGGAAGCACCAGAAGGGGAAACAAAUCCAGUUUAAACGGCUUGAGACUUUUGUUCGAGAUUCAUGGCGCAAACACCGAGAUGAGGUCCGGCUGAGGCGCAUGAAGCAGAGACCUGCACAGGUGGCUGUGCCCCAGGAGCAUAAACUUGCCUUCGUUGUACGAAUUGCAGAGAUUAAGGGAGUGAGUCUGAAGGUGCGAAGGGUGAUCGAGUUGCUUCGCCUGAGAAAAAUAUUCAGUGGGACGUUUGUUAAACUGACUCCGUUAUCUCUAAAGAUGCUACGGAUUGUGGAACCUUAUGUGGCAUGGGGAUAUCCUAACCUGAAGUCUAUACGAGAGCUUAUUCUGAAACGAGGUCAAGCCAAGAUUAACAAGAAAAGGGUCCCUCUGACAGAUAAUACAUUGAUAGAGGAACAUUUAGGAGACUGUGGUAUUAUUUGCCUGGAAGAUCUUAUUCAUGAAAUCUACUCAACUGGGAAAUAUUUCCAAAAAGUCACAGACUUUCUCUGGCCAUUCCAUUUGUCAGUGGCUCGCCAUGCUGCACAUAAUAAAGUGGGUUUCCUCAAGGAAAUGGGCAAGCCUGGCUGCAGAGGUGAAGGAAUUAACCAGCUUAUACGUCAGCUGAACUGAUCAGGUGAGAAACACCUGUAGAGUAACUUCUAAAUCAUCUGGUUUCCAAAGACUGGCUCUGCUGGUAUUGGAGAUGAAGACUCCUUUGUUUUUGAUUCUUCAUUGUACAAAAUAGACCCUCAAGGCAGAGGAAACUUAAGUGUUUGUAGGAAAAUGAGAAUGACUGUCAAUGUGAAGAUUGCCAUCAGGCAUUGGCAAAUACUGUUGGACUUUGUAAAGGCCUAAGUUGGGAGAGGGUGCAUUAAGCUGACUGUUAAACUUAUUUUUUUUUGUCUCCUGUUCUGCAGGGUCUUUGUGAAAACUUUGAGAUUUAUGAGCUGUGCCUUGUCAGGUGUAUUUUUCAUAGCACAGAGCCAGAUGUCCAUGAAAUAUUACACUCUUCUCCUGACUAUUACUGGUUUUAUUUUUUUUUAAAAAAGAAGUGUUUUAUACUGCUCUGUACUGAGGAAGAAGAAAAGGUGCAUUUGGUGUAAGAGGUGACUUGAACUUUCUGGAGCAAGUUGACUUCUGCAUCUCAGCAAAACUACUGUUCUGUACCAGCCACCUCCUGGCCUGAACUUUAACAAAAAGCAACCGGUUGUCGUUCCCUGUUUGAAACUUCUGUUACGGUUGAUCGGCAUUGUUAAUGCUUUGAUCCAGUUCUCCCUCAGAGAAGUACUUGAAACUGCACUUGCUGGUGAAGUGCACUUUUCAGGUAUAUGUAGGCAUUGCAGUCACCUGUUUAAGACAGUGUUUUGCUGACAGGUAGAGGAAGACACUAGAUUUAUUCCUCAGUUAUUGCAAUAACUGGUGGGGAAUAACGUAACAUUUUUGGAAGUACCAGAAUCAUACUUUAAAAAAGUAUAUGUGACUUACAAAAGGAUGUCUUUCAAAUUGUGCUGUGUGAAGGUUGCUGGAGAUCAAUUUUUCCCCUGGUAGGAAAGCCUAUUAAUUCUAUAAUACAGUGUAGAGUGUAUAUGCUCCCUCUUUUUUUUUUUAAAUAAACUUUUUAAAAAAGGAAGAGAAAAAUAACAAUGUUGCAACACUUCUGCUUUGUGUGGCUUACUUAUUACCCCAGGUAAUAAAUGCAACUGUUUGGGUUCUAGAACUAUGCUGUGUGCUGUCAUAAAUAGCUUAUAUUUUAAGUUAGUUCUUGAGCUUGGCUCUUUGCUGGUAUGAAAGUCAGUAGUAAGAAAUGUCUACUAGCUCUAUCACUAUGUAUUUGUUUUCCUGGUAUAUGAAAGUGCUCUUCACAGCUCUCCUUAUGAAAGGGUUUUCCUUUCACAACUGAUCAUGUAACUGUUGGGAAAGUCUUAGUACAGGCCUACAUCUUAACUAAGAUUUUUCAGACUGUUAUCAGAGCUAGUACAGUGGAAGAAGUUAAAUGAAUUCUGUGAAAAUGAAAAGCUGGAAUAAGAAUUCAAGAGUUCAGUUUUACCCAUCCUAUGAUGGAAAUAAUUAGGAAUUUAAAAAACAUGAAGUCUUGUAGUACCUUCAUAUACAGGUAACAUUGAUUCCAAUGAUUAUCUACACCAUCAAAGAGUGACUAGGGGAGACUUGUGUUAACAUUCAAGUGUUUAUACAAUAUUGUAUAGUCAUCUUUUCCUUUUUUUAUAUGUUUGUUUCCUUAUAUAGAAUACAUAGACCAUCUAAGUGAUGAAGCAGCAAACUUUGAAAUAAAGAACACUGUGCAAGUU
Messenger RNA from Rhea pennata, 2454 nucleotides. It is a transcript of the gene RPL7L1, whose product is annotated as ribosomal protein L7 like 1. Bases 35 to 778 code for a protein of 247 amino acids. The transcript has 6 exons. Gene Ontology annotation, molecular function: RNA binding; structural constituent of ribosome. Lineage: Eukaryota; Metazoa; Chordata; Aves; Rheiformes; Rheidae. Gene Ontology annotation, cellular component: cytosolic large ribosomal subunit. The record is from RefSeq and is a predicted model, not a curated record. Gene Ontology annotation, biological process: maturation of LSU-rRNA from tricistronic rRNA transcript (SSU-rRNA, 5.8S rRNA, LSU-rRNA).